Molecule: messenger RNA, 1239 nt
Organism: Papaver somniferum (opium poppy)
Lineage: Eukaryota; Viridiplantae; Streptophyta; Magnoliopsida; Ranunculales; Papaveraceae
Product: cytochrome P450 76A2-like
Exons: 2
Coding region: 171-974 (267 amino acids)
Molecular function (GO): oxidoreductase activity, acting on paired donors, with incorporation or reduction of molecular oxygen; heme binding; iron ion binding
Source: RefSeq, a predicted model, not a curated record
CAAUAAUCCAAUUCACCCUACGGGGUUCUGUCAGUGGACGUAGGCGUUAUUGCCGAACCACUUUAAUUUCUGUCUUCUUUAUUUGUGUUUGAUCUUUGUGCUCAAUCGAUGAUCCGUCUCUAUGAUACCCAUAAUUUAUUAAUUUUGACCCACAGAAUCUGAUCAAUAGAAUGAAGAAGGCUACGCGUGCAUGUAAAAACAUUGUUGAUGGCUUUGCGGAGGAGCGGAGAAGCGCCGAUGUUUUACGCAAUAACAACGAGGAGAAGGAUUAUUGGGAUUUGUUGAUGGACUUCCAAGGUAUUGGAAAAGAUGAACCAAGGAAACUGUCACGCGGACAAAUUAAUUGGUUUAUAACGGAAAUCUUAAUCUCUGGAACCGACACAGUAACCACUUCCGUGGAAUGGGCAAUGACAGAAGUUAUGCGCAAUCCAGAGGUAAUGAGGAAGGCCAAAGAUGAGAUUGCGCAGGUUGUUGGUUAUAAUAGAAAUAUUGAAGAAAGUGAUAUCGAAAGUUUACCUUAUGUAGAUGCGGUGAUUAAAGAAGCACUGAGAUUGCAUCCACCGUCUCCUCUGCUAAUACCACGCACUACUGUUGAAGACACAGAAUUCAUGGGGUAUAUUAUACCUAAAGACACAGCAGUGUUGGUUAAUGUUUGGGGUAUUGGAAGGGAUUCAUCUUUAUGGGAUGAUCCAUUCUCGUUCAAUCCAGAGCGGUUCUUAGGAAAUCCUACGGAUUACCGCGGACAACAUUAUGAAUAUUUACCGUUUGGAGCUGGAAGACGCAUGUGUCCUGCACUCCCCAUGGCGCACCAGAUUCUUCACAUUGUGGUUGGGUCAUUGCUCCAAUCUUUUGAUUGGACACUUGAAAAUGGCGUCACUCCUGAAUCUAUCGACAUGGAUGAAAAACAAGACAUGGCAUUGAAGAAGUCCACUCCUUUAAGAAUAAUACCAAGAGCACCUGCUCUUGCAGUGUGACUUCAGAUACUCGGCAACAUUGGGAAUUUCAAACCAUGCAUCCAUGAACUUUAUAAUGGUAGUUAUUAAAGACUUUCUUAAUUAAACUCCUAUCGCAUAUGUAUCUGCUUCUGUUUCGGUCUGUUAACAGUUUGUGUGCGUGUCUUGGACUGCCUAUGGUUUGUCUGCAUUGAUCAGGGUAUAUUUUGUAGAGUUUCAUAUUGUUACGCCACAAAUAUGUGUUAUCCAUUUCUCCUCUUUUUGAUUACAGUGCAUCUUCAUAUUU